Molecule: messenger RNA, 1752 nt
Organism: Spodoptera littoralis (African cotton leafworm)
Lineage: Eukaryota; Metazoa; Arthropoda; Insecta; Lepidoptera; Noctuidae
Source: the annotation of a GenBank genome assembly
AUGGAAGGGUUCAGACCGUAUUUAGUGAUUUUAGUAUUAUUUUUAAUUAAUACAAUCCAAGCUGAUAUCAUAGUAGAUACUACUUUAGGUAAAGUUGCCGGUAUUGAAGUCAAAUCUAUAUUAAAAAAUGAGAAAUAUUAUUCGUUUAUGGGCAUUCCCUAUGCCAAACCGCCGCUUGGGAAGCAUAGAUUUCUGGCUCCAGAACCACACGAAGGAUGGACCGAUGUCCUAGAGGCCAAAAAGGAAAGAAAGACAUGCUCCCAAAUGAAUUUACCAAUGAGGCCGUUGAAGAAGCAUGGUUUCUGUGGUCAAGAUGACUGCUUAACUCUGAGUAUUUACACUCCAAAACUGCCAAGCAAUAAUGAGCUUAGCAUGCCUGUCAUCGUGUUCCUGUACAAUGAGCACUUCAAAGUAUCACACAACGCAUCCAGAGAAUACGGUCCAGAUUUCAUAGUCAAAGAAGAUGUCAUUGUCGUCUCUAUACAACACAGAGUUGGAUCCUUUGGCUUUUUAGCAUUCAAUGAUGAAAAGUUACCAGGAAACAAUGGUAUCAGAGACGUAAUAAUGGCCCUAAAAUGGCUGCAACAAAAUAUCCACAACUUUGGUGGAGACCCUUACAGUAUUACGUUAAUGGGAGUUGAUGCAGGAGCAGCUAUGGUUGAUCUGUUACUCUUAUCACCUAAGGCAAAGGGACUGUUUAGUAAAGCUAUACUUCAAAGUGGAACAGCAUGGAAUCCAGUUCACAUGCCAACAAACCCUGUAGACAAAGCAACAGCAUUAGCUAAACAACUUGAGAGAACAGCUGUCACCAGUACCAAUUUACUUGAAGAAUUAUCGUCUAUAUCUUCGAUGGAAAUCGCUACUGCCGAGUCCAUGUCAGUUGACGCUGACGAAGGGAGAAAAAUACAAUCUGGAUCUGUACCUUUUGGACCUGUUGUUGAACCAGAUCACCCUGAGGCUAUCAUCACUAGUCGUCCUGAAAACGGUCCUAUCGACAUAGACAUACCUGUUAUGAUUGGUUACAAUUCUAGAGAAAGUAUCGAAAUUAACGAACGUUUCUUACGUAAACCUCAGUACUUGACAUUCGCUGAUAGAGAUUUCUUGAUGGUGUUCCCAAUCAAAGUCGAUUAUCACUUUCAAUUAAACUCAAACAGUUACCGUAAAGCAAUUGAAGAGAUUAAAGAAUUCUACUUCGAUGAAGCUUAUGUAAAAGUAAGUAAGCCAGGAGAAUAUCUGACCUAUGUUUCAGAUGUUAUGGUUUUCUAUCCCAUAGACUAUGCUCUAAGGAAAUAUGCGAAUGAAUCUAGCUCGCCUGUGUAUUAUUACACGUUUGAUUAUAGUGGGGAACUAAAUAUGAGAAAGAAUAAUGUAAUGGAAGAGGCGGUUACUAUGGAGGGAACAUGGGGUGCUACUACGGGAGAUGAACUUUGUUAUCUGUUCGUUUGCAAACCAAUUACCAAGUUGUAUAAAAAAAUAUUGGAAGAUGAGGAGGCCGAAGAACUGAAAGUCAUUAGAAACAUGGUUAAACUGUGGACCAACUUCGCGAAAUCUGGUAAUCCUACGCCUCAAGGCAGUGACUUCGUCUGGACUCCAGCCAGCAAAGAAGACAAGGACUGCCUGGUCAUCAGUGAUGAGCUGCAGAUGAAGAAGAACCUUCAUGCUGAUAGGAUAAAGUUCUGGGAUGAUUUCAUAGCCAAGUACAAAGCUUUAGCUGUAGAUGGAGUGGUCAAGUACGACAAAGAUGAACUUUAA